AGCUUGUUUUGCUCAGUUUCAUUCGAAAUGUGGCUGCCGACACUUGGUUUCGCGAUGCAGUUCCUUUUGCUGGUUUCCCUGCUGCUGUUGCUGCCUCUGCCUGGACUCACCAGAGAACUAAGGCAGCCCCUUAGAUACGACAGCUACGAUGGCAUUCCUGCACGGAGUUAUCCAAGGAAUUUAGAGAGAAACUAAAAUUAAUAUUUAAAGGUUUCCUAAAACUAAAUAAAAUAUAUACAACCAGUGAAUCGCUGGGGCAUCUGCA
This is a messenger RNA of Drosophila eugracilis, 265 nucleotides long. RefSeq lists its product as uncharacterized. The coding region runs from base 28 to 195 and encodes 55 amino acids. The transcript has a single exon. The record is from RefSeq and is a predicted model, not a curated record. Lineage: Eukaryota; Metazoa; Arthropoda; Insecta; Diptera; Drosophilidae.